Symbiodinium natans is the source of this 936-nucleotide messenger RNA. NCBI's taxonomy places the organism in Eukaryota, Dinophyceae, Suessiales, Symbiodiniaceae. The record is from the annotation of a GenBank genome assembly.
AUGACAAAUCCGGACCUUUUUGGGCAGCCGGGGGGCCAGCAGCCACCACCGAACCCCAUGAUGGGAAUGAUGGGCAACAUGAUGGGAAUGAAUCCUAUGAUGAUGAAUGCCAUGAACCAAGGUGGCAAAGGCGGCCCUCCCCCCCCGCCCCCCGGAGCGCCGGGGGAUGCCGGAAAGGGCGGUCCAGUAGAGCAGAAGCCGCUUCCUGGGCUGAAGCCGGGCGAUUGGCUUUGUCCUGCCUGCGGUCAGAACUGCUUCGCUUCGAAGUUCCAGUGCCCUAGGUGUGGCAGGAACAAGAGAGGCGAGGAGACUGAUGUUUACGUGUCAGAGCACGGCCGAAUUCACCCAGACAUCCAGGAACUUUGCGACGAGUUCUACAUUGAGACGCGCCACAUCGAAAAGCUGAACCAGCUGAUGAAAGACAGACAUGACACCUGGGUUGAGGAUCUGAAGAAGCUGCGAGAGAUCAUGGAAGAGGCCCGUUCUCCAUGCGGCAUGCUCGUCGUCAAAAUGAAAGAGAUGGAGGAUGGCACCUUCGUGGCAAUCAACCGCGACAAGAGGAUGCAGCAUCUCAAAGAGAAGUUCAAGCUCGACCGUAUCGCAGAAACGCGCUUGUCCGACAUCUUAGCCCGAUGCUCCGAUGAGAAGAAGGAUGAAUAUUAUCACGACUUGGAGAGGCAUUUUGAAUGCUCCGGCAAGCCUUCUGCCACGGCAAUGCUCCUGAUGAAGAAGCUUGCGAACGGCGAGCCCUUGGGACCGCCCGGGCGCCCGGGCCCUGGGAGUUGGCUCGACCGCCAAAAGAACGGCGACCGCAACGAUCGUGGCGGUGGUGGUGGUGGCGGCGGUGGUGGCAUCCAGAAUGCAUUCGAAGCGACCGCGGAGGUGACCGGGGUGGCGAUCGGGGAGGCGACCGUGGUGGCGAUCGUGACGCUGUAA